Rotaria sordida is the source of this 952-nucleotide messenger RNA. The record is from the annotation of a GenBank genome assembly. NCBI's taxonomy places the organism in Eukaryota, Metazoa, Rotifera, Eurotatoria, Philodinida, Philodinidae.
AUGGAUACGAGAAACGCAUUUCUUAAUCUCAAAGUAAGAUCUGAAUAUUAUCGGAUGUAUCAUAUGUCGACUACCAAAAAAUCAUCUCAAGUCAGUGAAUUUUAUCUUGCAUGUCGAAAUGGUGAUGUAGAUCUUGUGAAAAAGUAUCUGAUGGCUCUCAAACAAACCAAAGAUGAUCUGAAUCCUUUGGAACCAAAUGUCAAUAGUACACCAUUACAUGCUGCUUGCUUCUAUGGUCACAAAGAAAUAGUUGAACUAUUGGUGGAACAUGGAUGUGAUCGAUCGAAAAUAAAUGGAUAUGGCUUAACUGCUUACGAAGAAGCUGCCAAUGAUGAAAUUCGACGACUAUUUAAACGACCACAAGGUUUCAAUUGUAGUCGACGUUUUCAAGAUGAAUUUACAGAAGAUUGUUUCGAUUUUGUUCGACGACCAAAAGAAGACAAAAAAGAAACAGUUGUUCCCGUUACGACGUCAUCGUCUGAAACAAAAAAAAUACCAACGGUUCAAACUUACAAAACAAAAGCUGAAAAACAACUUGAAAUUGGUUAUGCUACUACAUCAAUAACUAUGUGUCAAUCAAAACUCGGAAGAUUUAUCGCUGAUAAAUUCAAUGACAAUGCACCAAUGUCAUUGAAUGCCAUUGUUAAUCGACUUCAAGAUAUAAUUGACAGAGAACUCACAGCUAACAAAGAUCCAGAAUCGUCUAAAGCAAAUGAAUUAUUAUAUAAAUUUUUAACAGAGAAUUCCAAUGAACAUAUUAAACAUCUCAUACGUUUAUACACAUUGGAAACAGAUUUUUAUCGUUCUCUAAGACAAAAUCCAAUGCCAUUAGCACUACCUUUGUAUAUAAAAUUACAAACAUUACAAGAUCGAUAUUUCAAAGGAUUAUCGUAUCGUGGUGCAAAAAUGGCUGAUGAUGAAAUAGCAACAUACGAAUGGGCUGUUCAUAAUC